CUCUGUCAAACAAACACUUGAAUUCUCUUACUCAAUACUGCAGUAAUAAAAACCAACUACCACCACAUUUGUUUCUUAGCUGUAAUAAUUUGCAUCCAUACACACACCAUUGCUCUCUCUCUCUCUCUCUCCCCCCUUCACAGAGCUAGUUGAUUCGUUCACUGGCCUGUUGGAGCCCGGAAUAAUUUCCAAAACGAAUAUUCAUCCGUCGUUUACCAUUUGAAGCUCCGAAGUCCGGUUGUCUUUCUGUGCCUUCACUCUGCUCAGGUUAUGGAGAUUGAUAGAAGUGAAGCAUAGAAGGUGUAUUGAGUAUGUGUGAUUUGGCAUAAGUUAGACAAAAUGUCUUCUACUUCUUGGAUCACAUCGUUUUCGUGCUCAACCUCUGUGAUACAAUCUUCUGAGGAAACAUCUCUUUCACCCAUUCUUCAAUGGCUCAGAUUCAUCUUCCUUGCACCGUGUCCCCAAAGAGCUCUCCUGUCUUCAGUUGAUAUACUCUUUCUGCUAGCCAUCCUUGUGUUUGCACUUCAAAAGCUCUAUUCUAGACAUGCUUCCCAUAAGAACCUUGAAUCCGAAGUCAAUAUGCCUCUCAUUGGAAACAAUAGAGCCGUUAUUCGGACUACUUUGUGGUUUAAGUUGUCUUUGAUUAUAACGGUUCUAUUAGCACUUUCCGAUGCAGUUUUAUGCAUUCUGGCCUUCAGUAGAAAUUCCGAGUUGCCACAGGAGCUUGUGGAUGGACUAUUUUGGCUAGUUCAAGCACUAACUCACGUGGUGAUCGCUCUAUUGAUUGUCCAUGAGAAGAAAUUCCAAGCUGUCACGCAUCCUUUGUCACUUCGAAUUUACUGGGUUGCAAACUUCAUUGCCAUUACAUUGUUUUCCAUUUCCGGGACCAUUCGUGUAGUCUCUCUUGGCGAACCUGAUCCUGAUAUGCGCCUUAAUGAUGUAAUUUUGUUUGUUAAUUUUCCAUUAUCGAUUGUACUUCUCAUCAUUGCCAUAAGAGGAUCAACUGGUAUAGUUUCUUUGAGAAGUGAAUUGGAUUCCGUAAUGGAUGCAGAAACCAAAAUGUACGAACCCCUAUUGGACAAAUCCAAUGUAACUGGUUUUGCUAAUGCUUCUAUCAUCACGAAAGCAUUUUUUCUUUGGGUGAAUCCCCUACUGCGUGAAGGCUAUAAAACUCCUCUUAAGGCCGAUGAUAUCCCUUACGUUUCCCCAGAACAUAAAGCUGAAAGAAUGUCUGAACUCUUUGAACGGAAUUGGCCGAAGCCUCUUGAAAAAUCAAAGCAUCCAGUCCGAACCACAUUGCUUCGAUGCUUCUGGAAGGAAAUAGCCUUCACAGCCUUCCUUGCGAUUGUGCGGCUUUGCGUCGUGUAUGUGGGGCCUGUUCUCAUCCAGAGAUUCGUCGAUUUCACGUCUGGGAAGAGGAGCUCCCCCUACGAAGGAUACUACCUUGUAUCUAUUCUUCUCGUCGCCAAAUUUGUUGAAGUUUUGACCUCCCACCAAUUUAACUUCAAUUCUCAAAAGAAUGGGAUGCUCAUACGAUCCGCCCUCAUCACUUCUUUGUACAAGAAGGGGCUAAGGUUGUCGUGUUCAGCUAGACAAGCUCAUGGGGUUGGACAAAUCGUGAAUUACAUGGCUGUAGAUGCUCAGCAGCUCUCUGAUAUGAUGCUGCAGUUACAUUCCAUAUGGCUUAUGCCCCUCCAAGUCACUGUGGCAUUAAUACUUCUUGCUCAAUAUCUCGGUGCCUCGACUAUUACAGCUCUAGUUGGGGUUAUUGCUGUCAUGUUGUUUGUUUUGCUGGGAGCUAAAAGGAACAACAAAUUCCAACACAACAUUAUGAAGAAUCGGGAUUCAAGAAUGAAGGCGACAAACGAGAUGCUGAAUUACAUGCGUGUAAUCAAGUUCCAGGCAUGGGAAGAACACUUCAACAGGAGGAUUCAAUCUUUCCGCGAAUCAGAAUUUGGGUGGCUAAGCAAGUUCAUGUAUUCGUUAUCUGGCAAUAUCAUUGUCAUGUGGAGUACACCUGUGCUUAUAUCUGCAUUUACCUUUGGUACUGCAAUCUUGUUGGGCGUUCCCCUUGAUGCAGGGACUGUUUUCACCACUACAACUAUCUUUCGGAUUCUCCAGGAACCAAUAAGGUCCUUCCCCCAGUCUAUGAUCUCAAUUUCACAAGCAAUGAUCUCACUCGCAAGGUUGGACAAGUAUAUGACAAGUAAGGAGUUGGUUGAGAAGUCGGUGGAGAGAGUAGAAGGUUGUGGUGGUGAGAUUGCAGUGGAGGUGAAAGAUGGUGCUUUUAGCUGGGAUGAUGAAGGUGGGGAAAAGGUGGUAAAGAACUUGAAUUUUGAGAUAAAAAAAGGAAAGCUUGCAGCUAUUGUCGGUACUGUUGGAUCAGGGAAAUCUUCACUCCUGUCCGCAAUUCUUGGCGAGAUGCACAAAAUGUCAGGGAAGGUCAAGGUUUGUGGAACCACUGCCUAUGUUGCACAAACAUCAUGGAUUCAGAAUGGAACAAUUCAAGAAAACAUCCUGUUUGGUUCACCAAUGGAUGGAGAGAGGUACAGGGAAGUCAUUAAGGUGUGCUGCUUGGGGAAAGACUUGGAAAUGAUGGAGUUUGGAGAUCAGACUGAAAUCGGAGAGCGUGGCAUUAACCUCAGCGGUGGCCAGAAGCAGCGGAUACAACUUGCUAGAGCUGUUUAUCAGGAUUGUGAUAUCUAUCUUCUUGAUGACGUUUUCAGUGCGGUUGAUGCUCACACUGGUUCUGAAAUCUUCAAGGAAUGUGUAAGGGGUGCUCUCAAAGAGAAGACCAUUCUACUUGUGACUCAUCAAGUUGAUUUCUUGCACAAUGUUGAUCUUAUCUUAGUCAUGCGAGAUGGGAUGGUUGUGCAAUCGGGAAGGUACAAUGAAAUUCUGGAAUCCGGCGUGGAUUUCAAAGCACUGGUUUCUGCUCAUGAAACAUCCAUGGAGCUUGUAGAAGUGGAAAAUAGCAUGCCCAGUGAAAAUUCCCCUAAACCACAAAAACUUGCCAGAGGACUUUCUAACCAUGGGGUAGCAAAUGGUGAAGACAACACGUUAGAACGAACCAAUUCGAACAGGGGAACUUCAAAGCUCAUUAAAGAAGAGGAGCGAGAAACUGGUAGAGUUGGGUUACAUGUUUACAAACAAUAUUGCACUGAGGCUUUCGGCUGGUGGGGUGUAGUGAUGGUUUUGCUGAUAUCGUUGCUUUGGCAAGGUUCGCUAAUGACGAGUGAUUAUUGGUUGGCGUAUGAGACUUCAGAGGAGCGUGCUAUGGUGUUCAACCCUUCUCAAUUCAUUAGUAUCUAUGGAAUUAUUGCAGCAGUUUCAGUAGUGCUAGUAACCAUCAGAGCCUUUUCUGUGACAGCCCUUGGGCUUAAGACUGCCCAAAUAUUUUUCAGACAAAUUCUUCGCAGCAUUUUGCAUGCUCCUAUGUCAUUCUUUGACACUACACCAUCUGGAAGAAUACUUAGUCGGGCAUCAACUGACCAGACGAACAUUGAUAUCUUCCUUCCUUUCUUUUUGAGUAUGACCAUUUCCAUGUACAUCACAGUGGUCAGCAUCAUCAUCAUCACAUGUCAGUAUGCUUGGCCAACGAUAUUCCUUUUAGUACCCCUGGGUUGGCUGAAUUUCUGGUACCGGGGAUACUAUCUCGCAACAUCUCGCGAAUUAACUCGGCUUGAUUCCAUUACCAAAGCGCCUGUUAUUCAUCACUUCUCAGAAAGUAUUUCUGGUGUUAUGACGAUCCGGUGUUUUAGGAAGCAGGGAAUGUUUUCCCAGGAGAAUGUCAACAGAGUGAAUGCAAAUGUGCGUAUGGAUUUCCACAACAAUGGAUGCAAUGAAUGGUUGGGCUUCCGUUUGGAACUCAUUGGAAGUUCUUUUCUCUGCAUUUCUGCAAUGUUCUUGAUCUUGUUGCCCAGCAGCAUCAUAAGGCCAGAGAAUGUUGGAUUAACUCUCUCGUAUGGCUUGUCCCUCAAUGGCACACUAUUCUGGGCCAUAUAUAUGAGCUGCUUUGUGGAAAAUAGAAUGGUUUCUGUUGAAAGGAUAAAACAGUUCGCAAAUAUUCAAUCAGAAGCUGAAUGGGAGAAAAAGGAUUGUCUUCCCUCUCCAAAUUGGCCUACGCAUGGAAAUGUUGAGCUCGAGGAUUUGCAGGUCAGAUACCGCCCAAACACUCCUCUGGUUCUUAAAGGCAUUACACUCAACAUUCUAGGGGGAGAGAAGAUUGGUGUAGUUGGUCGAACAGGGGGCGGAAAGUCAACUCUGAUCCAGGUUUUCUUUAGGCUUGUGGAGCCUUCGGGAGGGAGGAUAGUCAUUGAUGGCAUUGACAUUUCCACGAUAGGGCUUCAUGAUCUUAGGUCUCGCUUUGGGAUCAUUCCCCAGGAACCUGUCCUUUUUGAAGGAACUGUGAGAAGCAACAUUGAUCCAACUGGGCUGUAUUCCGAUGAAGAGAUAUGGAAGAGUCUCGAGCGUUGCCAACUAAAAGAUGCGGUGGCUGCAAAACCUGGCAAACUUGAUUCUACAGUUGUUGAUGAUGGAGACAAUUGGAGCGUGGGUCAGAGGCAACUUCUCUGUUUGGGAAGAGUAAUGCUAAAGCGGAGCAGGAUUUUGUUUAUGGAUGAGGCAACGGCUUCUGUUGAUUCGCAAACAGAUGCGGUAAUUCAAAAAAUCAUCAGAGUGGAUUUUGCCGCCUGCACAAUCAUCAGCAUUGCCCACAGAAUACCAACGGUCAUGGACUGUGAGAGGGUGUUAGUUAUAGAUGCAGGAUGGGCAAAAGAGUUUGACAAACCAUCUCGCUUGCUAGAGAGGCGCUCACUAUUUGGGGCAUUGGUUCAGGAGUACGCAAACCGCUCAUCUGGACUAUGAGAUAACCAGAAUGGUUUUUCCCAGACUUUUGAUUUUUCUGCAGCUAACGUUGGAGGUCCUGGACAAGGUAUCAGAUUGGUUGUAGCAAACUCUAUAGACAUAGGUAUAGAAGGUAGUAUUCCUCCUAGAUGUUAUUGUCAUUCGCUGUAUCCCCCUUGUAAAAUUUGAUGGUUCGACGUAUGUUCAAGAUCAGUAAUUAGCAUUGUUCUAUUCCAGUGAACCAAGUUGGAUGCACUGUCACUGAUAAAUAAUUAAUCUCAGUCUCUCCUUUAUUUCUUUU
Rhododendron vialii is the source of this 5146-nucleotide messenger RNA. RefSeq names its product ABC transporter C family member 14. Gene Ontology annotation, molecular function: ABC-type transporter activity; ATP binding; ATP hydrolysis activity. The transcript has 12 exons. The coding region runs from base 340 to 4866 and encodes 1508 amino acids. Lineage: Eukaryota; Viridiplantae; Streptophyta; Magnoliopsida; Ericales; Ericaceae. Gene Ontology annotation, biological process: transmembrane transport. Gene Ontology annotation, cellular component: plant-type vacuole; vacuolar membrane. The record is from RefSeq and is a predicted model, not a curated record.